This is a messenger RNA of Alternaria postmessia, 2091 nucleotides long. RefSeq lists its product as uncharacterized. NCBI's taxonomy places the organism in Eukaryota, Fungi, Ascomycota, Dothideomycetes, Pleosporales, Pleosporaceae. Bases 1 to 2091 code for a protein of 696 amino acids. The transcript has 3 exons. The record is from RefSeq and is a predicted model, not a curated record.
AUGGCAACCUCGAUGCUUUCCUCGGGCGGCAUUGCCCUUGUCGGGGCUCCGGAUAGCGACGCCGGACUUAAGGACGGCAAACAACCGCCUGUGCAGGCCAUGCAGGUGGACAUUACCCAAGACAUUGUCGACGAGCUCCUAGAAAGCGUCAGGAGCGGGAAAUCGCCGCAGAUCAUCUUUGGACGGACUCCUCAACUCAAGUACGGCGACAAGACGCACAUGCUGCAGAGCAGCACCGAACUCCACCGAUACGAACUGUACAAGUCCAGCGGGACUGGUAGCGACGACAGCCUCGAGUUUGCUGGUCUGAUCAACCAUAGCCUCCUGGUACACAAGGCCGAAGAUGUGACGGCAGGCGUAGACUCGGCGCUGGAGCAGCUCAGGAGUAACAUGGCAGCGAUAUCAGAGUUCAAGGAAGCCAACAAGACCAUUGUUGGCGACGCUGCUCCCGGCCGCACACCAGCCCAUCGUCGCUUCCCUUCGACGGGCUUCAAGGCACACCUCGGUCCUUCCAUGAUGGGCUCGCCCCUGCUCAGCGCUGCUUCCUCGCCCAUGCACAAGCGCGCACCCACGUCGCAGCCGAGCAACAGCCACGACACCAUUGUCAGCGCCCUGAGGGUCCCCAUCAUCCACCUCCUGGCUCGCGAGCCAGCCACCGAAGCUUCUCUCGCCGCCACCUGCCGUACCUCCUUGGCCAUCAUAAGGGAUGUCUUGCCCAAAAUAGCCAAACGCUCCACGGCCGAUGCCGACAAGUGGCAGCUGACAGACAAGUCGUUCCGCGAGGUGAACCCCUUCAAGUUCCCCUACCAGAGCCCUGAGGACCGCCAGCAAGCCAUUGAUGGCGCAAUCAAAUCUUUUGACCGCCAACGCCUGGCCAAGGACGACAAACUCUGGCAGAUUCUGCUCCCUCGAGACCAGCGAGGCCAGGGCAUAUGCCUGUCGCGCUCAACCGUCAAGGCCCCAGAAGCCAAGCCCAAGGCCAAAGCAAGCACUCCCAUGCACAAGAUCUCAGACCUUACCAAGAAGAAGCCCGUUGCAAAGAAGGUUGCUGAUAAGCCUGCGGUCGAGAAGAAGCCCAAGGUCGCAAAGGAGCCGGAGAUCAAGCCCAAGUCGUCCAUCAAGGAAAAGUACUUGGCUCGGGAGAAAGAGAAGGAGAAGGAGAAAGAGAAACAAAAGGCCGCGGUGAAUGUGAAAGAAGUGAAGGAGGCGCCCACGGCUACCGCUCCAACCACUUCUGCACCUUCGAGCUCAACACCUCGCCCUGUCGCACCUUCCAAGCCCAGCAUGCCUGGUACUGACGCUCCAGAAAUUCGCACCAAGAAAGUAUCUGCUCCUGAAGGCAACUCCAACCCACGUGCGAAGCCCAAGAUGUCUGGCCGCGAGUCACAGAGGGACCGUCCUACCAACAGGCCCUUCAAGCCUACCAUGCCAAUCAACACCAAACCGAAGAAUCCUUCACCGCUUUCCGCCUCACCGCCUGUAAAUGCCAGCGACUUUGAGGACUCACACCCAGUUCACAAAGCUCUUGCUGCCGCUCCAUCGCCCGCCAAAACCGCUGCUGGCAACUCGGAUAGCUCGCUCAAGCGCAAGGCCAACAACAUCGACAGUGAUAUCCACAAUCACCUCGCCGUAAAGAAGCAGCAUGUCGACCGUUCGACUGCAACCCACACACCCUCGCAUGCCAACAGCAAAGCCACUGGCUCUACGCCUUCCAGUACCAGCUCCGUGAAGCGCAAGUCUGACGAUUCAUCCUCGUCCAACACCCCCUCUACCGCGCCCAAGGUCCGCAAGGUUGCCAACAUCGACACCGGCCUUGCUUCGCGCUAUCAUCACAAUAACCCUCGCGCAUCUCCAGGCGCUUCAUCAACCUCGACUACCUCACCCUCGAUGCCCAGCUUGAGUUUCCGCCAAACUGUCGAGCUUUCGCAGAAGUUCCAGAAGUACUACAAGAGAUACGAAGAGCUGUACUGGAAGCUGACUGAAGCGGAGAAGCCGCCGACUGAAGCACAGAGGAACGACCUCCUAAAGAUGCAUAAGAAGCUUGAAGAGAUGAAGAAAGAAAUCAAGUCUGGUGCCGGCGUGCACCGAUGA